CUACCCACCCUCUCGUUACCCGCAAACUGAAACAGACAUCCAGUUUCAACUUAAUCAUAAAAAGUCAUAUUGUAGGAGGAGGGACUCCGCGGACACACAAAAACACUUUUACUUAUUUUGUUCAUAAUAGAGCGAUAUUAUUCGCUGAGGUGCGUUGCAUUUUCUUCACAGACUGGUAGCGGAUCCGUUAAUGAAAAUAACGUCGACUAUAAACUUUUGGAAAGUUUUAUAUUAUUAUUAUGUUUUUUAAAUAAAAAAAAACAAGUCGCUCGCAAUUCUAACACCAAUCGAGACGAUGAGCCGGGGGACUGAAUUGGAGUAAAGGAUUCUGUUUUCUUAUAAAAGUUAUACAGAAUAAAAAUAUAUAGUUUGAUGAAGGCAUGUUGGAAUAGACAGCGCGUGAGGAGUGAAAUAGUUCUUCAAACCAGACUACAAUGGUUCAUAAAUACGACACGCAGAGGGCAGUGGAUUUGCUGGGUCACUACCAGUCCAGCCUGACCAGCCCAGAGGAGCAGACCUUGAAAGCAAACGUGGCCAAAGUGGCCAGCAUCUUUGGGAGCCAGCUGUUCCGUGCCUUGCUGGACAUCCAGGAAUGCUAUGAGGUCACACUGAGGCUGAACAGCCGUGCGGAGGACCAGGAGCCUGAAACUGGGGAGCGGACGGGAGAAUCGGGAGGGGGAGAUGAAAGAUGGGAGAGAAUGGCCCCAGUUUGCCAGGAGCCUGGAUUGGAGGGUGGUGAAGAGCCAGCUCGAGUUUGGGUGACCGCAAGGAGGAGCUCACAGAAAGUGGAGCGGGUGUGCGGCCUGGUGGCCCACUCUCGCGUGGAGAUUCCCAAGGCUAACCCUCCUCCCAUCAUUGUAAAUGCAGACUCCCUGGACCCAGGUCCUUAUGUAAAUGGUAGCGAUGGAAUGUACAAAUAUGAAGAGAUUAUUUUGGAAAGGGGUAACUCCGGUCUGGGAUUCAGUAUUGCUGGGGGAAUCGACAAUCCACACAUUCCAGAUGACCCAGGGAUUUUCAUCACUAAAAUAAUCCCGGGAGGGGCUGCAGCAAUGGACGGCAGGCUGGGGGUGAAUGACUGUGUGUUGCGAGUCAAUGAAGUCGAUGUGUCGGAGGUGGUGCACAGCCGGGCAGUGGAGGCGCUGAAGGAGGCGGGGCCAGUAGUGAGGCUGCUGGUGAGACGAAGACAAGCUCCACCCGAAACCAUCAUGGAGAUCAACCUCCUCAAGGGACCGAAAGGACUGGGUUUCAGCAUCGCGGGGGGGAUCGGGAAUCAACACAUCCCCGGAGACAACAGUAUCUACAUCACCAAGAUCAUCGAAGCAGGAGCUGCGCAGAAGGAUGGCAGGCUGCACACUGGGGACCGCCUGCUCGCUGUGAAUAACAUCAAUCUGCAGGACGUGCGUCACGAAGAGGCUGUGGCAGCCCUGAAGAACACCUCUGACAUGGUCUACCUGAAGGUGGCCAAGCCGGGCCCUGUACACAUGAACGACAUGUACGCCCCCCCAGACUACACCAGCACAUUCCCCGCUAUGGUUGAUAACCACGUCAGCCACAACUCCAACAUGAGCUACCUGGGCGGAGUCGAGAGCAAGCCCACCUACCAGCCUUCUCAGGUCACGCCCUCCAGGUACUCCCCUGUCCCUCGUCACAUGAUCGGGGAGGACGACUUCACCAGGGAGCCGCGGAAGAUCCUGCUUCACAAGGGCUCGACGGGACUGGGGUUCAACAUUGUGGGGGGUGAGGAUGGGGAGGGGAUCUUCGUCUCCUUCAUCCUGGCGGGGGGGCCGGCAGACCUCAGUGGGGAGCUGCGGAGGGGAGACCGCAUCCUAUCGGUAAACGGGGUCAAUCUGCGGAACGCCACACACGAGCAGGCGGCCGCCGCAUUGAAGAGGGCGGGGCAGACAGUCACCAUCAUCGCCCAAUACCGGCCAGAAGGUAGGAACCCAGAAUACAGCCGCUUUGAGUCCAAGAUCCACGACCUGCGGGAGCAGAUGAUGAACAGCAGCAUGAGCUCUGGGUCAGGGUCCCUUCGCACCAGCGAGAAGCGAUCCCUCUACGUCAGGGCUCUGUUUGAUUACGACCGGACUCGGGACAGUUGCCUCCCCAGCCAGGGUCUCAGCUUUUUGUACGGAGACAUCCUGCAUGUCAUCAAUGCCUCCGAUGAUGAGUGGUGGCAAGCACGGCUCGUUACUCCACAUGGCGAGAGCGAGCAGAUCGGGGUCAUCCCCAGCAAAAAGAGAGUUGAGAAGAAAGAAAGAGCGAGGUUAAAAACUGUGAAGUUCCACGCCCGGACCGGCAUGAUUGAGUCAAACAGGCAGUCAGUCAAAGCAAAGCGCAAAAAGAGCUUCAACCUCUCGCGCAAGUUCCCAUUUUACAAGAGCAAGGAGAAUAUUGGGCAGGAAAAGGUGGACAUGGAACAAUGUGUGACAUCCAACACAAGCGACAGUGAAAGCAGCUCCAAGGGUCAAGAAGACACCAUUCUCUCUUACGAACCUGUUAUGCGACAGGAAAUUCACUACACCAGACCUGUGAUAAUCCUGGGCCCAAUGAAGGACAGAAUAAAUGAUGAUCUGAUUUCAGAGUAUCCCCACAAGUUUGGAUCUUGUGUACCACACACUACCCGGCCCCAGCGUGAGACCGAGCUGGACGGCCAGGACUAUCACUUUGUUGUCUCCAGAGAGCAGAUGGAGAAGGACAUUCAGGAUAAUAAAUUUAUUGAGGCAGGCCAGUUUAAUGAGAACCUGUAUGGGACCAGCAUCCAGUCUGUGAGGGCUGUUGCAGAGAGGGGAAAACACUGUAUCCUGGAUGUGUCUGGGAAUGCCAUAAAGAGGCUGCAACAAGCACAACUUUUUUCAAUUGCCAUUUUCAUCAAGCCAAAAUCCAUCGAAGCCCUUAUGGAAAUGAAUAAAAGACAGACGUAUGAACAAGCCAAUAAAGUCUUCGACAAGGCAGUGAAGCUGGAGCAAGAGUUUGGGGAGUAUUUUACAGCCAUUGUACAGGGUGACUCGCUAGAAGAAAUCUACAACAAAAUAAAACUGAUAAUUGAGGAACAAUCUGGUCCCUACAUCUGGAUCCCUUCCUCUGAAAAGCUCUGAGCGUCCCUCCAACCCCCUGCCUUGGAGCGGGGCUUCCCCACCCUGAUCAAGUCUGAUCCCUCCCCUUUUUACAGAUAUGUUGCAUAUCGAGUUUUAUUGUCAUCAUUCUGUUACUCUUUAAAAACAAGUCUUUAUCACCAUUACCGUGACUGUGCGCAUCCCUGCAUGAGUUUUUCUGCAAUUCCAUCGAAGACUGGAAAAUGUCAUUCUAAAUGAAUUUUAGAUCUAUUUUAAAAAAAGAAAAAGGAAAAUAAAUCAAUUCUGGUCUACAGAGGGACAGAAAGGAUCAGCAGAAUGUCCUAAAGCAUUUGAAAAAUGGGAUGUUGAAAAGUUUGCCAAGGGGAAUCGUACAAGUUGAAACGAUUUGUAAAUGUUUAUAAACUUGCAUUACGGACUUGGAGGGUGAGCAGACAGAAAGAGACCAAUGAGGUUUUUCUAUAAGGACUAGUUAUAAAUAGAACCCCCUCCUGGUACUCUUCUAUUCAAGGGAUCUUUUCCAAUGUUUCUAAUUCAAAUCAGUGAUGAAAAGUACAAACUUUGGCUCACAAUUAUCACAACCAGCUUGCUAUGUGAUUGGCUGCCAGCAGUUUGUGAAGCAGCCAUUCAAGAUUUCUCAUCUCCGGAGGUGGGAAGAAAGGAAUUGUGGGAUGCAAAUCUAUACAUUUAUAUAUUGAACAGGAAGAUAAAGAUUAAAAUCCAAUGGAAAGAUAAUUUUACUACAUAUUAAAAAUAUGCAUUGUUUUACACAUCAUGAGAAUUGUCUGCAUGGAGGGCUUUCUGAUUUUUAUUAGGACUCAUUUUUAAAGCUACUCUGAAUAAGGGAGGAGUGACCUGGGGUCCCUACAAAAUCCCAAGCUGCCUUACAACUAAAAUAUGUGAAAUUACCACUGUAUUUUCAGUUUGAACAACUAUUUAAAUGGCCCUUGAAGAUUAGUUGAUUCUCCCUACAGGCAAAGGCUUUGUUGUUGAACCAGUGGGUUAGAAUCUUAUCUACAUAAUUGAGUUUGUUUUCAGGGGUAUCCUAAUUAGGAUAUGUCUUACAAAGACGAUGAAAUGACAAAUACGCAAGGUCACUCAAAGGUCACUCAAACUCAAAUUGCAAGUCAAAAUCUCCAUGCAUCAGUCCCCUGCUUCAGUGCUACCGUUUGUCUGCAGUAUUAUAAUUUUUUUAGAUGCAGAUCCUUACAGGGCUCACUCCUACCCUUUUCAGACAAGAUGGUUUUGUGGUACAUUCCUCUCGGCUGCUUUUUCUUUACUGUUGUGUUUUUUUUUUUUUUUUUUUUUAUUAUUAUUAUUGCAACAGCAGCCUGAAAACGGGUAGAAAAAAAGACGAAUGGUAAUUCAUUUUCAGUAAUCUUAGACAACAAAAACCAUCAUGUUUGUGCGACAGACGCGUUUUUAUUUAAGGAUGGAUAGGCCAGCUCAGAACUGAUACACUUGGUGGUCAGGGUGGGGAGGAGGGGUGUCACAGUAACAGCCUGGUGUAUAACUGUGAAAGGGAGUGAAAAAACAAGCUUAUUUGAGAGGGAUUUUCUUGAUCAACCGAAAAUAUGUAUUUAGUACUGCCUUUACCAACUUAUUUUGCAUACAUAUCGGUGUAAAUCAUAAAUGCUGUAAAUCAGUAGAUAACAAGGAAGUGCUGUAUUAUUGACAUACCAACACAGUAAAGCACCAACAGUUACUUGUGACAUCUCUGCUGAAUUUAGUGCUGGACAGUGUACCUCUUUAUAACUUGAGGUUUCCAGUUUGCUGAAUGCCUCACCCUUGCUUUGUUGGAACAGCAUUAUUAUUAAAUAAAGCGAACUUCCACUUUCUUUUGAAGGAGUGGAUAUUUCACUGUGUGAGCAUGCAGGGUAUUUACAGGGCCAAGAUACACACUGUAAUCUGCAGGCAAUUUCUGAACAGACUUGCUAAUCUGUCAGGCACCUCUGUAAAACUAGCUGUGACUAAUGUUAACAAAGUUCAGGGACUAUAGAGAGGGAAAAGAGCCAUUCUAAAUUGCUUAUAGACUGUUCCGAAAGGUUAUUCUAGCUGUAACAUUCACCUUAUGUAAAGACUCCCCACUCUUGUUCUUGCGUUUCCAAGAGUGAGAAUCAAUGGAGGGAAACAAAUUUCAGGUAAGUAAACAUUUCUGUUAGAAGAUCUGACAAUACAGACACUACUACUCCCCUGUAAACAAAAGCUCCCAACCUCCCAUCCCACAGCUGGCCUGUCUGUCAGUUAUUUAGUUAUUUUUGGAUUCAGGAGUAACAGUUAAGGCUGCUACCCACCAGACGUGAUGUAUUAAGCAGAACUGUACAGAGAUGUGUCAAAAUGAGUAGAAACUAUACUUUUUGAUAAGUAUUUUUCACACCACAGGUGAUGCAAGAGACACACAAAAUAAAUUGAAUCCUAAAUUUUGCGAUUUGACGAGCGUCAACUAGGGCAUUAAGCAAUCAGAACAGCUUCAAUGUACGUGGCCCAGCACGGUGAAGCAGUAUCCAAAAUGACAAUAAUAAGACAAUAAUACUUUUCGUUGAAAAAGUACCCAGAGCUUUAUGACAAAGGAACUGGAUAAGCCUGGUGUGUGUGAUUUAUUGCCAUGUAUGUUGAAAUACCAUCAGAGAAGACACUCAUAAUUUCCAUGUCAUGUUGACAAAUAUGUACCAGUCUUGAUCAUAGUUUUGUCAAUAACAAUUUUGAACCGCUGUAUAGAUCUGGCAGUUUUCAAACCUGUCACAUCGCCUCUGUCGCUUCUGGUGUGUGGUCAUGUCGCUGUGAAAGUGUCUCGUCGCCAAUUAAAAAAUCGCAUCGCGUCUGGUGUGUGGAGACCAACAGUAGAUGGCAUAUGUCGGGUACAAAGUUAUAACUACCAAUUGAGUCAUUCAUUUUUUAUAUAUAUAUAUAUAUAUAUAUAUAUAUAUAUAUAUAUAUAAAAUAUAUAGAGAGAAGCCAAUUUUUUGACCUGGAAGAAUACUGACCUACAGUACUGAGUCUGAACACUGCAGACUGUUAAUGUGUGUCUGUUAUUUAUCAUAAAGUCGACCUAUGAAUAAAUAGCCCAAAGAAUACUUAUUUGAGAUUACUGUGCUCUAAGACUUAAUCUGUCUACUGCCUUUGUGUUCUUUUUGUGAGGGUGCCAGUCUUUGGGCCAGAAGGACUUUCUAAGAAAUAAACUGUAUUUUUGUCUUUAA
Acipenser ruthenus (sterlet) is the source of this 6268-nucleotide messenger RNA. Its product is annotated as disks large homolog 3-like. Gene Ontology annotation, molecular function: kinase binding. The transcript is spliced from 24 exons. The record is from RefSeq and is a predicted model, not a curated record. The coding region runs from base 435 to 3095 and encodes 886 amino acids. Lineage: Eukaryota; Metazoa; Chordata; Actinopteri; Acipenseriformes; Acipenseridae. Gene Ontology annotation, biological process: chemical synaptic transmission. Gene Ontology annotation, cellular component: neuron projection; neuromuscular junction; postsynaptic density membrane.